Messenger RNA from Leishmania mexicana MHOM/GT/2001/U1103, 2190 nucleotides. RefSeq lists its product as hypothetical. The transcript has a single exon. Lineage: Eukaryota; Euglenozoa; Kinetoplastea; Trypanosomatida; Trypanosomatidae. The coding region runs from base 1 to 2190 and encodes 729 amino acids. The record is from RefSeq and is a predicted model, not a curated record.
AUGUACCUUUGUUGUAAUGACACCCUCUUGACGUCAUUCGCCCUGGACACCCUGCUCAGCAAACUGGUCGCCGAGGUAUGCGAGAAGCGGCCGGUUAGCUCUCGCCAAGUGCUUGAGCUGAUGCGGGAGGCCCUCGAGACGCAGAAGAUGCAGCAGUGGUACUACUCCGAGACAGUUCGCUCCUUCAACGACGCCGUCAACUCGCUCAGCCGCCGCGGCUUCCCGCUUCAGAUGGCGUGUCCUCUGUACUUUCGAAUCCCACAAGAAGACGGCGGUGUGCACGAGUUGUUCCGCUACGGCUCAGAGAUUGCGGUAACACCGAACAACUACAACCAUUUCGAGCUCAUGCUGAAGCGCUACCAAUCUGUCGUGAAUGGCGAGCUGUCGCAGGAGGGCUACUACGACGCUGUGCGCCACCUGCUCCCCAUCAGCGCCCACUGCAAUUUACUGAACUCUAGCUACACACCCAUCAUCAAUUUCCUGCAAGAGUGUCUGUUGAACCCGCGCUCGCAGUGGGCCAUCCAAUCGUCCUCGGUGUGGGAUCAGCUGGGGGUCACGUACGCCGUGCCAUUUGCCGGGCGACUCUUCGCAAUCGACCCGACCAAACCCAUAACAGCUCUCGUGCCUUUCGAGGACGCCAACCGCUAUGUGGAGAUGGCCAGUGAGCGCUGCAGAACACUCAACAGUCUUCUCACCACUGGUGCGUCGCUUAAUGUGGUGCGUAGGGCAGCAGCUGCCGCCACGUCGCCGCCCUCGGCGUCACCUGGGCGCGCAGCGGUCAAGUCGGCGCCGUCCGCCAUCACCGUGGCCAGCAGCGCUUCCACAAGUGAGGAAGCGAGGCAGUGGGAAGCGUUUGAGGCCAUCGGCCUGCGCUCCGAGGUGUUCGGCGACAUGUCGCCAGCGGAGAUCGAAUUUUGGCGGUACAUUCUUCGACUGCGGCAGUCGCUCUCGCAGAUCCACGACAUCUCUUUUCACUUAGAAUUUGGACCGCACCACAUGGACCUCAAAGAGAACGGCCGCUUUAUCCCUGUGACGCGGCUGAACCUGAAUCAGUUCAUCGAGGCGGUGGUGGCGAAGCAAGACGAGGUGCACAGGUACAUCAAUGAGGUUGCCCUUGGAACGCCGACGCACAGCAUCGCGUCCAGGGACGCGGGAGGGGGAGGGGAGGGGUCCGCGGGCCCCCCUCCACCCCCAGUGGCAACCUCCAACACAGCGGCCACACAGCCGAUGCCGACACCGCGACACGAUAUCAAAACUCCAGCGCAGCCGCCACCACGCGCCGUCGGAUCUGAGGCGGCCUCUGCAUUCGGCCACCCACAAAGCGAAGCGCACCGUGGCAACGAGGCGCACCUCACAUUGCGCGACGUAGACUCAACGGUGGUGCGUUCUAUCAUGGAGCUGCGCUCGCAGUAUCAGCUCGGCCGGCUGACGAAGACAGAGUUGAAUGCGCGGCAGCUGCGUUUUUGCCUGCCCUGCCACGAUGGUGUCUACAACCUUAUACCAAAUGGUCGGCACAUCCAAGUGGCAACAGGCAACAUUGGCAUCUUCCUCCAGUACAUUGAGGACGAAAAAAAACGUGUGGAGGCUUUAUCUGGUGGCAAGGCCGAGGGCGGCGCAGCACGCGCUUGCUCGCACUCUGCCGAAGCGACGACUGGCGGAAUCGGGUCCUUGAACGUCAUGCAACGCGACCGCGAACGUGUCUGGGGCACUGUGGAGGUGGCAGAGGCCGAUGCAGGGUACUGGACAGACAAGAACUUGCUUGACAUCUGGACGUACGAGUGCACAACAGAGUGCUUGUUGAAGUCGAGCAUGUCUCCGGAAGAAAUAGUGCGGCAGACGCAGUUACAGUGGGAUGCCAACUUCCUUAGUAGCAAGGACUGUCCCUACGCUAAUGCGUCAGAGGGCGCGUGUGCCAUCCUGCCCAAGGACGCCAAGACGUAUCUGCGGCUGUUGCGCAGACGGCUACAGUCAAUUCGAUUGGCAAUCUUAGAUGCGGGCAAGUACCCUCAAGAGCCAUCCGAGUGGGAUGGCGCAGAGUGGGAUGUGGUUAAUCCGUCUACGGCGCCAGUGGAGUUCGAGAUUCCGGCAAGCGCUCACGCCGUCCCGUCCACGCCCGAGAAUCUUAACAUGUUCUCACCUACACACAAUACCGGUGGUCUUUUGGCACCGUCGCAGUCACCUAACUUGUAG